Messenger RNA from Penicillium chermesinum, 930 nucleotides. RefSeq names its product CE1 family esterase. Lineage: Eukaryota; Fungi; Ascomycota; Eurotiomycetes; Eurotiales; Aspergillaceae. Gene Ontology annotation, molecular function: feruloyl esterase activity. The record is from RefSeq and is a predicted model, not a curated record. The coding region runs from base 1 to 930 and encodes 309 amino acids. The transcript is spliced from 4 exons.
AUGGCACAAAGAUUGACACGUAUCCUGGUCCUUGGGAUCUGGCUGCUGUUGAAUGCUCAGGGAUCUGUCGCGGAGUCUUAUCUGAAGACAAUCAAGAGCAGUAAUCGCGAUCGCAGCUAUUGGAUCCACACACCCGAUGCCAAUGAUCAGAGCAAGCAGUAUCCUCUUGUUGUCGCAUUUCAUGGAUCUAGCCAAAUAGGACUGGAUGCAGAUGGGCUGGCAAUGGAAUUAGAUAUUCGGUUAUCUUUGCCAGUCAUACCGACGGAGUAUUCGAAAAACAGAUUCUUCGUCUACCCAAAUGGCGUCAAGGGCGCGUGGGCUGGUCCUAGUUAUGCCAACGUAUCCGUUCGAGAAGAUCUGCAGUUCGUCAAAGACCUUGUCGCAGAUGUCCAAGCUAACAACAAUAUCGACACUAGCCGCAUCUAUGCUACAGGUUUGUCUAACGGCGGCGGCUUCGUGGGCACCAUAGCCUGCAGCGAUGUUGGAGGCCUCUUUGCGGCAUUCGCCCCCGUCGCAGGCGCAUUCUACACGGACACCGAUUUCUCGGAUCACAGCAGUUGUACGCCAGCGAGGUCGCCGCUACCGAUCCUGGAGAUCCACGGUGGAAGUGACAAGACGGUCUACUAUGAAGGCGGCCAUGGGGAGGGUGGAAUGUUGCCUGCAAUUCCCGACUGGCUCGCUGCCUGGCAACGGCGCAAUGGCUGUGGUGCGAACACAACGGUGAACAGCGACAACGGUAAUGUCCAUCAUACGACAUGGUCUUGUCAGGAUGCAGGCAAUGCAUUGCAGCACUGGAAGGUUGAUAAGAAUGGACACGAUUGGCCCUCGAGGACAAUUAACGCAGACAUGAUUGUCGCCGGUAUGGGCCCACAGCCGAUCGAGGCUAAUGACCUCGUCAUUGAUUUCUUCGAUCAAUUCUCGCUUCCCUAA